This is a messenger RNA of Fukomys damarensis (Damara mole-rat), 2094 nucleotides long. It is a transcript of the gene Prickle2, whose product is annotated as prickle planar cell polarity protein 2. The coding region runs from base 94 to 2094 and encodes 666 amino acids. Gene Ontology annotation, molecular function: zinc ion binding. The record is from RefSeq and is a predicted model, not a curated record. NCBI's taxonomy places the organism in Eukaryota, Metazoa, Chordata, Mammalia, Rodentia, Bathyergidae. The transcript is spliced from 10 exons.
CCGUGUGGCGCCUGCGGUGACCAGUGUCCCGGGUUCGCCCUGCACAAAUGGAGGAAGAUCUGCCUGCACUGCAAGUGUCGCCAGGAGGAGCACAUGGUGACCGUGAUGCCGCUGGAGAUGGAGAAGACCAUCAGCAAACUCAUGUUUGACUUCCAGAGGAGCUCGACCUCCGACGAUGACUCGGGCUGUGCCCUGGAGGAGUACGCCUGGGUCCCACCGGGGCUGAAGCCCGAGCAGGUGCACCAGUACUACAGCUGCCUCCCUGAAGAGAAGGUCCCUUACGUUAACAGCCCGGGAGAGAAACUGCGAAUCAAGCAGCUCCUCCACCAGCUGCCUCCACACGACAACGAGGUCCGGUACUGCAACUCCCUGGAUGAGGAGGAGAAGAGGGAGCUGAAGCUGUUCAGCAAUCAGCGGAAACGUGAGAACUUGGGCCGAGGGAAUGUCAGGCCCUUCCCCGUCACCAUGACCGGCGCAAUCUGCGAGCAGUGUGGAGGCCAGAUUAACGGCGGGGACAUUGCUGUGUUUGCGUCACGCGCUGGCCACGGUGUCUGCUGGCACCCGCCCUGCUUCAUGUGCACCGUCUGCAAUGAGCUCCUGGUGGAUUUGAUCUACUUUUACCAAGAUGGGAAGAUCUACUGUGGGAGGCACCAUGCCGAGUGCCUGAAGCCUCGCUGUGCCGCCUGCGAUGAGAUCAUCUUUGCUGAUGAAUGCACAGAAGCUGAGGGGCGGCACUGGCACAUGAAACAUUUCUGCUGCUUCGAAUGUGAGACGGUGCUGGGCGGCCAGCGCUACAUCAUGAAGGAAGGAAGGCCCUACUGCUGCCACUGUUUCGAGUCCCUGUAUGCGGAGUACUGUGACACCUGUGCCCAACACAUAGGGAUCGACCAGGGCCAGAUGACCUACGAUGGCCAACACUGGCACGCCACGGAGACCUGCUUCUGCUGUGCGCACUGCAAAAAGUCCCUCCUGGGGCGGCCGUUCCUCCCAAAGCAGGGCCAGAUAUUCUGCUCCCGAGCCUGCAGUGCCGGCGAGGACCCCAACGGCUCUGACUCCUCUGAUUCGGCCUUCCAGAACGCCAGAGCCAAGGAGUCCCGGCGCAGUGCCAAGAUCGGCAAGAACAAGGGCAAGACAGAGGAGGCCAUGCUGAGCCAGCACAGCCAGCUGCAGGUGAGCUCAAACCGGCUGUCGGCCGACGUGGACCCCCUGUCCCUGCAGAUGGACCUGCUCAGCCUGUCCAGCCAGACGCCGAGCCUCAACCGGGACCCUAUCUGGCGCAGCCGGGACGAGCCCUACCACUAUGGGAGCAAGAUGGAGCAGGGUCAGGCCCAGAGCCCUCUGCAGCUGCUUGGCCUGUGCAAUGCGAGGGCUCCCUACAGCCCAGGAGCGCAGGGAGCGGGGGCCCAGGGCGACGUGUGGCCCCCACACUUCGCCAACCCCAAGCGGAGCUCGGCGCUGGCCAUGAAAGGGCAUGGCGGCAGCUUCCUCAAGGAGUGCCGCGACGACUACUACCCGGCGCGGCUGCGGUCCCAGGACAGCUACAGCGACAUGUCCACUCAGGGCUUCGGCGAGGCCCGGGGCGGCAUCCAGGUGCCCAAGUACGAGGAGGAAGAGGAGGAGGAGGGGGGCGGGGGCCUGGCCCCCCAGCAGUGCCGGACCCGCCACCCGCUCGGCUCCCUGCAGUACACGGAGGACAGGACUCCCACGGAGCAGACGCCGCGUGGCUCCGUGGACUCGCUGGCCCUGUCCAACACAACAGGCUUCUCGGCUGAAGGCGGGGCCAAGCGCCAGGAGCAUCUGUCCCGGUUUUCCAUGCCUGACCUCAGCAAAGACUCCGGGAUGAACGUGUCGGAGAAGCUGAGCAACAUGGGCACCCUCAACUCGUCCAUGCAGUUCCGCAGCGCCGAGUCGGUGCGCAGCCUGCUGUCGGCGCAGCCGCACCCCGAGCUGGACGGCGGCCUGGUCCACAGUGCAUCUCGGUGGCCACCUGCCGCGGUGAGUGGGCAUUUGGCCAAUGGCAUCCAACAGGGCGCUGGUCAAGCUUCUCUGAAAGUCUCAGUCUUCACCAAUAAGGUCUGUUCCCGUGCCUAUUGA